This is a messenger RNA of Mytilus trossulus (common blue mussel), 2031 nucleotides long. RefSeq names its product protein quiver-like. NCBI's taxonomy places the organism in Eukaryota, Metazoa, Mollusca, Bivalvia, Mytilida, Mytilidae. The record is from RefSeq and is a predicted model, not a curated record. The coding region runs from base 587 to 1015 and encodes 142 amino acids. Gene Ontology annotation, biological process: regulation of synaptic transmission, cholinergic; positive regulation of voltage-gated potassium channel activity; sleep. The transcript has 3 exons.
UAUCAGUCACACACGUUAUCGUAUCAGCUACGAUGCUAAAAUUAGACGUACAACGUUUGCCUCAUAAGUGACUGACAUGUAUAGGUCUUUAGAGAGAUCAUAGCAUGAGGUGUACUUACAAUAACGUACAUACUUUACUCAUUGUACAAGCUUAUGGUGAUGUAAUGAAUGAAAUUUAAAAUUCAUUAACGGUGUGCUGACCAUUGCCAAAAAGAUAGAAUUUAAAGUGUUUAAUAAUACAUGUAGAUUUAAUUAAUCUAUUUUCUUUUCAAUCUCGGACAAGGAUAGAAUUAUUCGGGACAAUUGGUGCAUUGGAGCAUUUAGUAUUAUUAUUUAGUAUGUGUAUUUAAACAGCUACUAAAGGUUAAGUAGAGUAGUAAAGUAAUAUAUAUUUAAUACAUUUCGUAUAUCGCUUUACCCAGCUGAUUGUAUACACAGUUAUGAGGCUCAUUGGAUUUAACUUUUGGAAAUGAGGUAUACACAACAUGAUCGUGGCAGCACACCAAAAAUGAGAGAAUAAAUGUGUUAAUGCGAACCACAAGUGCCUCCUUGCUAUAUGGUGAUUCUUAAUGGAACGUAAUUUGCUAUGCAACAAAAGUGCUUUAUUUCUUUCUUUGUAUUACUAUUUUUCAUGGAAGUAGUUGCUCAAGAUGAUUUUUCCGUCCCAAUCAAGUGCUAUUCUUGUUUCGGCAAGGCAGAAAACAGUUCAUGUGCUGACCCUAUUGAUUCUAUGCACAACAACCUCCCUCAAAGCGAAUGUUUGAAUGGAGUGUGUAUGAAAAUGACCAGAUAUGUAAAUCAUGUGCUUAUGAUGGAACGGACAUGUUCUGCCAAGCUCAAUAUUCACAUUAUGCUUGUCGAUGGAGUUUGUCGGAGGGAAAGUUUUGGAAAUGGAUAUUUAUGUAUGUGUGGGAAACAUCUAUGCAACGAAGGAAAUAGUCUAAAUCUUGCCAAUACAUAUGUGUUUUAUCUAUUUUUCUUAAUAUCAGCAAACUGGUUGCUAUGGUUGCGAUGACGCCAAACAGAAGUCUAUAGUAAAUUUAUCUAUGCAAAUUCCUGCAGGGCGCACAUGUCGUUCUAUUUCUAUUCAUCGUCUGCAUGUAACAGAUUUUUCCAUGUGGAAUUCAUUUACCUGUCGAAGUCAUUAAUUUAUACGUCGUUUUCAUUAUAUUUAUCAUGAUUAUUUAUACGAAUGUUUAUUUCGUCUCAAGUUUUUAAGUCCCUUACUAAACUAUUUUACAAUACUCAAAAGUACGUUGUUUUAAACGGAAACGCGAACAUGCACUUGUUUCAUAUGACUGUUUGCACUGUAGAUCAAUAUUACAAAUUUUAAGUGCAUUCAUGUAUAUUAUAUACAAGUGUGUAUCGAACGGUUUUAAUUAUUCGUUGUAAAUGGCAUGCAGAUGCAGUAAUUGAUGAUGACUUGUACUAAAAUGUAUUUAGUCUUGAAGAAUGCAUGUCAUCAUAAUCCAUUUUGCCAAAAUUAACAAACACCAACAAAAAAGUGCAGUUAGUUAGUUACCAAAACGACAUUUGUUUUCUUCAAUACUCAUACUAUUCCGUUGAACAUGCUUUUAUUUCUGGAAAGGCAAAGUAGUUAGAAAUCAGGUUUACUCCGAUAAAGAAGAAGUUUCUUUUUCUAAAAUAUUCUUUUAAUUGAUUAUUAAAAAAUACCAUCUAUAUGAUUGAGUUAUUAAAACAUUUUUUUAUAUCUUAUUUUUACACAUUUAAUAAUAUAUAACACCUGAUCUAUAAUAACCGUAAGCAGCAAAUGGGUGAAUGUUUAGGGGCCCCAACAAGUACACCUAUAGUUCAAUAUGUUUGGGAAAAACAAACAAAAAAUUAUAUUUAAAACUUAGGUUCUUAUUAAAGUAACUACUUAUAUUUUUAAAAACCAAACUUUAAAAAAAAGAACUAUCGGUGAAAUAAAAUUUGAAAAGAGUAUCUUUUGGAAGACUUAUUUAAAACAUGCAAUUCGUAAAUACUGCGACUACAUGUUUUCUUUCGAUUUCUUUCGUUUGGUUUUUUUUU